Molecule: messenger RNA, 790 nt
Organism: Erpetoichthys calabaricus (reedfish)
Lineage: Eukaryota; Metazoa; Chordata; Cladistia; Polypteriformes; Polypteridae
Gene: rex1bd
Product: required for excision 1-B domain containing
Exons: 5
Coding region: 253-705 (150 amino acids)
Source: RefSeq, a predicted model, not a curated record
CUGUGCACUAGUCCGACUGAAAACACGAAUGACAUGCAAUUUUAUCCCAUGUAGGAGAAGGCGUGAGGCAGGAGCGUUCAACUGUGCCUGGUUUUGUAUUAGUAAAGCUACUGAGCUGAAGUGAAUUGGUGUCUGGACUUGAGCACAACAAGAUGUGCGAGUAGCUCACGUUGUAACUGAAGAUAUUAACAUGGCUCAAGGACUCUAACUGACCUCAGCCUGCCUGGUGCCUCAACUCUUGCUACAAAAGUCAUGUUAGAGACAGAAUUCAGAAGCUUGGUGUGGCGCUUUUAUGCUCUCCAGGAAGAAAGAGUGGAAGCUUACAAAUUGUUUGAAGAAGGGCAUGAGGCCUACCUGAAAACAGGGCCACAUUAUGACUUUGACCACUACAAGCAGCUAGUGCAUCAUAUCACAUUGGCUUUUAACGGCAUCUCUAAGGAAGUGAUUCAGAUUAAGAAGAGGCUGCAUGAAGAAUUUGACCGUCCUGACCUCUCAGAACACAUUGAAAAGCUACAAGAGAAGGAGAAAGAAAAGCUGGAACUGACUGCUAAGCUUCAACUUGCAAAACAAAAUGUUCUGGAUAAUCCUGGAGAUGAAAACUGCAUAGAAACAGAGCAGCAGUUUAAGCAGCAGAUCAUCAAAACAAUUGAAGCACUAAGUGAAAUUCUUCAGGAUUUUAAGUAUGAUUCAGAGGAACCAGAGUAACAUUUUUCUCUUUUUGCUGAUUUUAUUUGUCUUUUAUAAAAGAUAGAGUGGAAGCAAGUGGGUCAAUAAAGUUUGAUUUAAUCUA